Molecule: messenger RNA, 835 nt
Organism: Cucurbitaria berberidis CBS 394.84
Lineage: Eukaryota; Fungi; Ascomycota; Dothideomycetes; Pleosporales; Cucurbitariaceae
Exons: 1
Coding region: 254-727 (157 amino acids)
Source: RefSeq, a predicted model, not a curated record
UGCUGACCUAUGAGCUUAUAUCGCAUCGCUAGAUCCAUCGCUGGCUUAUUUGCCGACACCGUUAGAACAAGGCCUAUCUUUCCAUGACUCUACAGUACAGCAAUCGGCAAACUCCCUGGAAUCAGUCCCAUGCUCACCGAAUUCAUUUUCAGUACUUCAGAAGCUUUACCAACGUUGCACGUCAUUAGACCUCCUACGUUUCAUUGAGGACCCAAGGACACUAGGCCGCUUCCGGGUCGAAGAGCCACGCGCCAUGGUCGGAUGUGCUAUGGUCAACGACUUGGACGACGGGGCCGGGAAAUCUCCCAACAGUUGCCAUCCGUCACGACUCGCUCAGCAGCAGCUGCGGCCUCUGUGUUCAGCUUCUGAGACUUUUGUACUAGUUUGUGGGAAUGAAAGUGAGCGAGAAUGGUCUGCCAGACAUGUUCGAACUUCGGCUGCAAGAACUCCAAGUCAGAGGGUGGAAGUCAUUGUACUUCUCCCUAUUUUAUCCCUCUAUCAAUCACGAAGCAUGUUUUUCCCAUACACGCUUUGUUCGUCCAGGAAACCCUCUUUGACCAACAUGAGAUCAGCACCCGUAAAUGGGUUCCACUUGCUCGUUCAUUUCGACCAACAAUACUUGACUUCGGGGUUCUUAAACAAUGGAUUGACGAACGUCGGUCAAAACAGGUCGAGUCCUGUGGGACCAUCUCCCAUCGUGGAGUGUACCCCAGUGGGCAUCAUUUAAAGCGCAGCAUCCUACAAGUGAUCCAGACCGACUCACUUUUGACUAUCAGCCUGACUUACACGAGCCCAAAAAGUAUUUUCAGAUCUGCACAAUGCCCUUCAAUAACGA